CGGACAGAACCCCUGUUGCCUGUGAAGAGUGUGACCUAGAGUCACAAGCGCAAAAAUAUCAAAUUAACGUAUUUACAUAAACGAAAAAUGAGGACAGAAAAUCGUAUUGGAAACGAAAGUAAACGAAAUGGGCCAUCAGACCGACGACACUUUGGCCACGGAUUAAUCUCGUUGUAAUUGUCAAUGCCCAUAUUCAGCGCUACAAGAGAGUCUACAGUCCGACAAUCUGGGACAUCGUGAGUAGGAUGGAGGACAGUGAUGAACUGGAUUUACCCGAUGUGUACAUUGGCUUUUGACGCGAGUUAGUUUCUUGUUUUGGAUGACCGCUUGUUCACCGGCCAUUAAAAUGGAAGUGUAAAAGCCUACACGCGCUUAAUUGGAGCUCAUUCCAUAGGAGCCCGUUGAUAUUUUUGAGGUGAGGUCGCAGUGGGUGAUUAUAUCGAGGCAGUGUUUCAGAAUACAGAUUAUUACACUUAUCCUGAAUAGGUUUUCCUCAGCACUGCACAUGCAUGUCACCCGGCUCUGCUGAAACUUCACAUCGAUUCCCUGGUAGCCAUGGGAUUGUUGGUGCUCUCUAAUGCCACAUACUUGGUUUCUGAGUGAUUAAACAUCCUAGACAACUCCCGUGCCAUGAAUGAAGACGCGCGCAUUGAAGAACCAAACAAAGUGCCACAAUUCGGAAAGCAAGCUCGCACCUGGUUCUUGUCUGUCUGUGCAAAUCCUGAGCCGCGGAUAUUACAUAUCGAAGUCAGAGAAAGAGAAGGGGGGAGGGAGUUGGUGUCGGGUGAUUUCCUCCCCUCGCCAAAUUUCUGUCCGGGAGUCGUUGACACUCCUUCAUAACCCUGCUCUUUCGCGCCUCACACAGAUGGCCAAAGCGCCGUGGGCACAGAAGUCUCCAAACCCCAGAAUUCUACUUACCGCACCGAACCACAGUAGACAGACCACUGAGAUAGAGGACGAGACCAUAAAAUAGCGUUGUGUUAAUUAUAGUUAUUUCAAUGAAUUCAUGAAUAUAGCCGUAUGGUUUUGUUUCCUACACCUUUGUGCAAACUCAUCUACACUCUAUGUGCACGUCCCCGGUACUAGCUGCACAUCCCCAGCCGGCGUUGGUGAUGCCAUGCCCCGAAACCACAGUGCCGAUGAGGCCGGUACUGGGCUCUGGAUGAAAACCUCCCCAGGGCGUCGGGCUCAGGACUACGGGUUGAAAGAUGUCGAGUCUGGACGGAGGAUGAUGAACAACGCGGUUCGAGUCGGAGACGGGAUGUUUUCGCUGGGCCCGGCAGGUGCAGACGGCGCGGAGAGGCAAAAGGGCGCCCGGUUGAGUUUGCUCGGGAAGCCGCUCAUCUACAGCGCGCAGAGCGGGCGCAGGAAUGUGCGCUACCGGCGUCUGCAGAAUUACCUCUACAAUGUGCUGGAGAGACCCAGGGCAUGGGCGUUCAUCUAUCACGCCUUCGUGUUCAUCUUGGUGUUUGGCUGUCUGGUCCUGUCAGUGUUCUCCACAAUCCCUGCCCAUCAAGACCUGUCCAACCACUGCCUGCUCAUCCUGGUGAGUGAGUUUGUGAUGAUCGUGGUGUUUGGGCUGGAGUACAUCAUCAGGAUAUGGAGCGCAGGCUGCUGCUGUCGCUACAGGGGAUGGCAGGGACGCCUCCGCUUUGCCAGGAAACCCUUCUGUGUCAUAGACAUAAUUGUCCUCAUAGCUUCCAUUGCUGUGGUGUCCGCUGGUAGCCAAGGUAACAUCUUUGCCACCUCAGCAUUGCGUAGCCUUCGCUUCCUGCAGAUCCUGCGGAUGGUGCGUAUGGACCGCAGAGGGGGCACCUGGAAACUACUGGGAUCUGUAGUCUAUGCACACAGUAAGGAGUUGGUGACAGCCUGGUACAUUGGGUUCCUGGUGCUCAUCUUCUCUUCGUUCCUGGUCUACCUCGUGGAGAAGGAGUUCAACAAAGACUUUGCCACCUAUGCUGAUGCUCUGUGGUGGGGCACGAUCACCCUGACGACUAUCGGCUAUGGAGACAAGACUCCUCAGACAUGGACAGGUCGUCUGAUCUCAGCUGGCUUUGCUCUGAUGGGAAUCUCCUUCUUCGCCCUGCCUGCUGGUAUCCUGGGCUCAGGUUUUGCCCUGAAGGUACAGGAGCAGCACAGACAAAAACACUUUGAGAAGAGGAGGAACCCAGCAGCCAGCCUCAUCCAGUGUGUCUGGCGUAGUUAUGCUGCUGAUGAGAACUCGGUUUCCAUAGCUACCUGGAAGCCUCAUUUGAAGGCGUUGCAUACCUGCAGUCCUGCAAAGAAAGAACAGGGCGAGACAACCAGCAGUAAGGGUCAUAGUAAUAGGAGGCGCUUCAGAAGGUAUUACACACGGAAAUGUAGGAGUACAAAGUUGAGCUUUAAGGAGCGGGUACGGAUGGCAAGCCCUCGCGGCCAGAGCAUGAAGAGCCGCCAGACAUCCAUCAACAACGACCGACGCUGUUCCCCAGGCAACGAUGUGGCAGGUGCUAACACAGGAACCAGCCCUGCCAAGGUGCAGAAGAGCUGGAGCUUCAACGACCGCACACGCUUUAGACCCUCCCUGCGCCUCAAGAGUCAAUCACGCACCGCACCCUCCGAGGUGGACACAGGAAUGGGGAAUGAUGACGCAUUCGGCGACAGGGUUUGCCACUGUGAUGUCACCGUGGAAGACCUAUCAGCUCCAUUGAAGGCUGUCAUCAGAGCCGUCAGGAUCAUGAAGUUUCAUGUAGCAAAGAAGAAGUUUAAGGAGACUCUGCGCCCGUAUGAUGUGAAAGAUGUGAUAGAACAGUACUCUGCAGGACACCUGGAUAUGCUCUGCAGAAUCAAGAGUCUACAGACUAGGCUGGACACCAUAGUGGGUCCUCCUCAGCAGCAGCUGCUGAGCCCCAGAGUCAAGACCUUUUCCUCCCCCUCCCUGCACGUAUAUUACAACCAGGCCAGGAGGAAGUCCAUGCCAGGGACCAAGUCUGUCCCAGGACUGGCCACUGGACUGGGUCCCACACUGAGCAGCAAACCUGGGAACAUGUCCUCCCCCUCCCUGCAAUUAUAUUACAGCCAGGCCAGGAGGAAGUCCGCCCCAGGGAUGAAGUCCCCAGGGGUGGAUCAGAUACUGGGUAAGGGCCAAAUCCCCAUCGACAAGAAGAUCAGGGACAAGCUGCACCCUGACAGGGAUACUCUGGAGGACAUGAGCAUGCUGGGACGUGUGUGCAAGGUGGAAAGACAGGUGACAUCCAUAGAGUCAAAGCUGGACUCUCUGCUGGAUGUGUACAGGCAGGUGUUACAAAAUGGUUCGUCUUCCCUCACCCUCUCCUCCCUGCCCCUGUUUGAGCUGGAGCACCAGACCUCCGACUACCGGAGCUCCAUCCUCAGCAAGGACCUGUCCUCUGGCUCCCCCCAGGGAGGGGAGGGCAGAGGGGGGCAUAAAAGUGGUGGGGGGAUGUCCCGGUCAACAACAGGCCAUCUCUCCAGGGGCCUGCAGCUCAUCUUGGCCCCCAGCGAGCUCACCCUCAACACCUGCCCCCCCCUCCUACCCUGCCUCCACUGCAUCCCUCACGCCCUCGCCUCUCCUGCCCCCUGACAGCCCCUACCCGCUCCUCACCACACCCAGUAGUUUCCCCAGGCGAGCGCACUUCCCUGACCUCCCACCCCCUCCACCAUCCGCUGGUGCUGCCACCCUUCAGCUGCCCCCCAUGGGCCCCCAGCAAAGACGUCCCCUGAGCCCCACCCCACAUGCUACACGAGGGGGUAGGCUGGAGCAGAGCUCAGGCCUCUCUAUGGUGGUGGUCUCUGGGGUUGACCAUGGAGAGGAGGGGGACAGAGAGGGUGGACAUAGCUGGGGCAGGGUGCAGCUGAGGGGGAAGCCCCAUUUGAGGGAGGAGGGCCCCUGGAGGAGGCACAUGAGCCUGGAGGUGGACCCCAUGCUGCUGCUUUCCUCUGGAUGUGACGGCAAGCCCUCGGAGCAGGAACAGGGGCUGGGGAAGUCCCUGUCGGCACAUAACCUCACCCAGCCAUCUGCAGACAACCUUCCUAACCUGUCCUUCCCCCUCAGCAACAGUAGCAGUUCUAGUGACGACUGCCAUGGCGACCCCGACGCUAGCAACUGGGGCGAGACAGACCUUUUCAUCACCGGCCGUGACCUGGAACCGCAGGAGGACCAGUUUGAUUUCCUGUCCCAGGGGAGUGACCUCCUGUCCCAUCCCACAGCGGACGGUACUGGCUGCUUGGACGUUCUGCGGACUGAAGAUGGGGGGUCCUUAACCAGUCUGACUGGUCCCCACACCCCCACAACGGGCAGUGCAGAGUCCCUCAACCAGCCUACCCACGUACGACUAAAAUAACUCUUCCAUAGGAGUGAAUAAGAUAAACCCUCCCCCCAACACAGACGUUACCAAUAUUACCAUCCAGCAAGAGGACUCACUGGACAAACAACAAAUAGAAUUGCAACUGUUGAUUAUAACUCUGUUUUUAAGAGAUGGGGGGGGGGGUUCUCACUCCUUUCAAUCAAAGAUUUCAGGCUCCCUUUAUACUCUCACACAUAUCAUUGCAUGGACUAUUUCGAAUUUCCUAAAACAGGAACAAGCAGAGAAACUAACAGGGGGAGGGGAGAUGGGGGAGGAAAAUUGAACAAAAGAGAGGAUGGUCAGAUAGUGUUAAUGUUUGCUCUCUCGGCUAUGCAUGACCACCGCAUGUCUAAACCGCACUUUGGGGUCAAGAGCGUUCAAGCCCCUUCAUUAGCCCUGGAAACACAGUCAUGAUGGCUGAGCCCAACCUCAUAAGUCCAAAUCUCACCUGUUUAUCUGCAUGUUCCAGUAAUGUAUCCUCCAAACCCUUGGGAGGCAAUUAUGAGCAAUCAGCAAUUAUUACCCAAAUAUUGAAAAUGUAGUAAAUACUGUAGAUAAUACAAUAACUCAUUUGAUAAUAACAUAAGAUAACCCUACUGAUGUAAAGUUGUCAAAACAUUUUUUUAAUACAUUUUACAAUCUUGUGUGGCCAUUUGAUUUUGAUGACAAAUCCAAUAUGCUGAUUGGGUGCUCUAAUCUGACAAGGCCAGUAGGAUUCAGUAUUUUCACUUUUAAAGGCAAACAACAGCCAAAUAAGAUCAGUUAUUACUGUGAAACUGUAGAUGGUGAAACAAGGCUGUGGUACACUGCAGUUGUCGGUCACAAUAAACACUACAGAAUUCAGGGUUCCUUGUCCUACAGCUCAUGUGCCCACAGUAUUCCCUUCUGUUACUAGCUGAUUGACAGGGGACACUUCAAACUUUGAAAAUAAAUACAGUAUAUCUCCUCAAAGUGGAUGAGCAUUAGUCUAUGACAGGUUGGGGACAUCUCUACAAGUGGUUAGCCAGCCUAACACUUUGUCAGUAGCUAUAAUGAUCAGAACUUGUUACAGACUUGCCAAGGUAAAGAUGAGCGGUGUGAGAGUAAGUCAGAGGAGUUGGAUCAUAAAUACAGGGAGAGAGGACUUGAUCCACCAUGAUUUAGUCCCCUUAAAGUAGUGGUAUGUGAGCCUACAAGCCUGGCACUUCCAAUAGAGCACACAGGAUCUUUUGUCUAGAGAAGGCCACUGUUCUUGUGUGUCUACUGUCCAACCAAUGUCAUCACUAAUGAUGCUGUCCAUAGAGAUACACAGAUAGGAAAGUAAUGAACAAGCCAUGUUGUAAGUGGAUGGAAAAUAUGGUAACAAGUCUGCUGUCAACGAGCUCAACUUCUGAAUGUGAUUUGUCUGUUGUUUGCAUGUCCCACUGCCUUACGAGGCAGCAGCACUGCUGACUGCCACUCAGCCUGAACACAGACGACUGCUCUUGAAUGAGAAUAUGCACAAACUGUGUUAGACAUCUUUAUUUUCUCUAUGUUGCACCUUUUUGUUCUUGAAGGAGAGAGGCACAACAGUCUUAUAUGUAUUCUGUCGAGUUAACGAUGACAGCUUCCAUUCAACAUGUUUGUUUAUGUUUUUAUUGAGUUUUUUGAUUGGUGCAUACGUGCAUUGGCUUAGCUGAUUAACAAUUAUACUGUAUAAUGUGUAUAUUUUAUGUUCAUAUGUGUGACGUGACCAGCAAAAUCUAUAUAGCUGUGUGUUACAAUGGGAUUUUGUAUGAAAAUGGCCCGAGUUGGUACGAUAAAUGCACAAUUGUUUGGAGACUUUGGAACCUGCAUAUGUGACUGGUGGGGGUGUUCUCUGUAAUGAAAUGUCAAUGGUGUACCAGCUACUGUACAUUUCAGGGGUCUGAAAGGAUAGGUCCAUUCUAUUAAUUAUAUUUCUAUGAUUGAAUAAACACCCACCCUGUAUUCAA
Messenger RNA from Salmo salar (Atlantic salmon), 6295 nucleotides. Its product is annotated as potassium voltage-gated channel subfamily KQT member 5. Gene Ontology annotation, cellular component: voltage-gated potassium channel complex; membrane. The record is from RefSeq and is a predicted model, not a curated record. Gene Ontology annotation, molecular function: voltage-gated potassium channel activity. Lineage: Eukaryota; Metazoa; Chordata; Actinopteri; Salmoniformes; Salmonidae. Gene Ontology annotation, biological process: potassium ion transmembrane transport.